AUGUUCUCAUCCUUGUGGGCUCUUGUGGCUUUGCCGCUGGCCUUGGCUGCUCCCAGUCACUCCUUGUCCAACCAGCUUGACCAUUCCUUGUCCAAGAGAUGCGUCAACAGUGCUUCCGACCGGUCUUGCUGGGGGGAUUACGACAUCACCACCAACUACUAUGACACCGCCCCCGACACUGGGGUCACCAGGGAAUACUGGUUCAACGUCGAGAACACCACGGCGGCUCCUGACGGCAUUGAACGCAUUGUUCUUGCCAUCAACGGCUCCGUCCCCGGUCCGACCAUCAUUGCAGAUUGGGGAGAUGAGGUCAUUAUUCAUGUCACAAAUGCCAUGCAAAACAACGGCUCAACUAUUCACUGGCACGGUAUCCGCCAGAACUAUACCAACCAAUAUGACGGUGUGCCUUCUGUCACCCAAUGUCCCAUCGCGCCCGGUGACACUCAGACAUACCGCUGGAAGGCCCUGCAAUACGGAUCUUCCUGGUACCACGCUCACUUUGCCGUUCAGGCCUGGGAUGGCAUCUUUGGCGGAAUCCUCAUCAACGGGCCUGCCACUGCCAACUACGACGUCGAUCUUGGUCAUAUCUUCCUCAACGACUGGAGCCACCAGACAGCGGACGUCCUCGCCGAAGAAGCUGCCACAACUGGUCCCCCAACCAGCGACAACUGCUUGAUCAACGGCACAAAUACCUGGACCGAGGACGAUGGAACGGUCGUCGGCUCUCGAUUCGAGACCACCUUCGCAGCUGGCACUAAGUACCGCAUCCGCCUCGUCAACGGCGCUGCCGACACCCACUUCCGCUACACCAUCGACAACCACACCUUUGAGGUGAUUGCCAGCGACUUUGUCCCUAUCGUGCCCUACAACACCACCAACCUAAGCAUUGGUAUGGGCCAGCGUUAUGAUAUCAUCGUCACCGCCACUGAGACGACGGGCGACUUUUGGAUGCGCGCUAUCCCCCAGGAGUCGUGCUCGGACAACGACAACGUUGACAACAUUCUCGGCAUCGUCCGCUACGACAGCUCCUCCACCGCCGACCCGACCACCUCGGCCUACAGCGACCUCACCGACUCGUGCGACGACGAGGACUCGGCCAACCUGGUCCCUUACGUCGCCAUUGAAGUGGGCACCGUGAGCGCCGAGGACGACGAGGAGGCCGGCCUGACCGUCAGCACCAGCAUCAAGUGGACCAUGAACGAUGUCUCGUUCGUCUCCGAGUGGGACUACCCGACCGUCCUGGCCAUCGGCGAGGGCAACACGAGCUGGACCUCCGCCGAGCACGUCUGGACCCUGCCCGACGCCGACCAGUGGGUGUACAUGAUCAUCCAGACCGAGUUUGCCCAGGCCCACCCCAUCCACCUACACGGCCACGACUUUUGGGUCCUCGGCGCCGGCGACGGCACCUACGACAACACCACCGACACCCUCACUACCGUGAACGCGCCCCGUCGCGACACCGCCAUGCUCCCCGCGGACGGGUGGCUGGCGCUGGCCUGGAUCACUGACAACCCGGGUGCCUGGGUCAUGCACUGCCACAUCGCAUGGCACGCCGACGAGGGCUUCGCUCUGCAGCUGGUCGAGCGCGAGUCCGAGAUCGCCGCUCUCCAGGACAUGACCUACAUCAACAACACCUGCACCAACUGGAACACCUGGACCGCAGCCAAUAACUACGUCCAGGACGACUCCGGUAUCUAA
Messenger RNA from Diaporthe amygdali, 1698 nucleotides. RefSeq lists its product as uncharacterized. The transcript has 4 exons. The record is from RefSeq and is a predicted model, not a curated record. Lineage: Eukaryota; Fungi; Ascomycota; Sordariomycetes; Diaporthales; Diaporthaceae. The coding region runs from base 1 to 1698 and encodes 565 amino acids. Gene Ontology annotation, molecular function: oxidoreductase activity; copper ion binding.